Molecule: messenger RNA, 1647 nt
Organism: Rhinocladiella mackenziei CBS 650.93
Lineage: Eukaryota; Fungi; Ascomycota; Eurotiomycetes; Chaetothyriales; Herpotrichiellaceae
Exons: 3
Coding region: 1-1647 (548 amino acids)
Molecular function (GO): oxidoreductase activity, acting on paired donors, with incorporation or reduction of molecular oxygen; monooxygenase activity; heme binding
Source: RefSeq, a predicted model, not a curated record
AUGGGCGUUCUUCAGAACAUUUCAAACUCUCCAAGGGAGAUUGAGCUGUAUUUCCAGCCCAUGAAGCUUGUGACACUCUUGUUUGCUACUAUCAUCGGUAUACCCAUCCUCUGGAUUCUAGCAGACUAUGCCCGCGUUCUCCGACUUCGUCAGAAACUCCCUCCAGGACCAUUUCCUGCACCAUUGUUUGGGAACUUCUUCUCCAUUCCAAAACUUAAACCGUGGAUUGAGUUGGAAAAAUGGUCUGAAUACUACAAGGACCCAAUGAUCACGAUUUGGCAGGGUCAUCGACCUACAAUCAUGUGCAAUGACAUCUGGACCAUCUCGGAAUUACUUGACAAGAGAGCCAAUAUCUACUCCUCUCGCCCGCAUAUGAUUGCAAUGGGGGAUUGUGUGAAUGCCACGGAGACAAAUCAAGUUUGUCUCGUCUACGGAGAUAGGUGGCGUCUACAUCGUCGUCUUAUGCACACUGCUGUGGGCUCCCAAGCUGUACGCUCAUAUCGAGACAUCCAAAGCAAUGAGUCAAAAAUCCUGGUUCGAGAUCUCAUGGAUAGGCCCGCCGACUUCGUGUUAUCUAUCGAACGAUAUUCCUGCUCCAUCGUGUCGAUCAUUGGCUGGGGUCGACGUAUCGACAAGAUCAAUGACUACGUUGCACAAAUGGCACUCAAAGCAAUGGAAGGUGUCGAUCUGAUCAUCCCCGGACUCUUCAUCAUGGAGUCGAUUCCCAUCCUCGCCAGGCUUCCAAGAUGGCUCAACUGGAUCUACCCUCUUCCACAUUCACUCAUUACUUUUUCAAAACACUUGCAGAGGUAUUUUGUUGCUUUGUCAAAAGAAGGUGCCCACGCACCGGAGGAUAACUUUGCCAAACGCCUCUUUAAGGAACAGCAAGAAAACGGCCUUCACGACGACGAGAUUGCCUCUCUGACUUCAAAUCUCAUUGGCGGUGGAGUUGAUACUACCAGUGGCACAUUGAUCUCGUUCAUUCUGGCCAUGUGUGUCUUCCCAGAAGCACAGAGGAACGCUCAAAAGGAACUCGAUCGUGUUGUGGGCCCAGACCGCGUUCCCGAUUGGAGUGACGAGAAUCUUUUACCAUAUGUCAAAGCUGUAGUGAGUGAGGUGCUCCGGUGGAGAACCGUCACUAUUCUCGGUGGAAUCCCUCAUGCUCCAAUCCAGGACGACGAAUAUCGUGGAUAUUUCAUUCCCAAAGGCACAGCCAUCACGGGGAAUGUCUGGGCAAUCCAUCGAAAUCCCCGAGAUUUCCCAGAACCUGACAAGUUCCGUCCGGAACGGUAUUAUGGAGGAUUGGAACGACCAUAUCCAAAUAAGCAAGGACAUAACGCUUUCGGUUGGGGUCGUCGACAAUGUAGCGGACAGCCACUGGCGGAACAGGGGCUUUUCUUGACUAUUGCAACGCUGUUGUGGGCAUUUGACAUCAAGCCCGGGCUGGAUAAAAAUGGAAACGAAGUCAGCCUGGACAUUUUCGCGUACACUAAGAGUGAGAAUAUGAGGCCAGAACCUUUCAAAGCACGUUUUCUCCCUCGCUCGCGAGAGAUCGAACAAAUUAUCCGCGAAGAAGCUACAAGAGCGCGAAAAGAACUCACUGUAUUUGACGGCGAAACUAGAUUAACUCUGGACAAUGUACCGUAG